AUGGCCCUCUUUAGUACGUCUCCAUGCACACCUGAGUAUGACCGGAGAGCUGAGCUCACAGCUUUUGACGAAACCAAAACUGGUGUCAAAGGACUUGUAGACGCCGGAAUAACUGACGUCCCUCGGAUGUUCCGUCUACCCUCACCUGAAAACCUAAACUCCAAUCAACCCUCACACUCAGAGCUUAGUCUUCCGACCAUCGAUCUGGAAGGAAUCAACGAAGAUCCUAUCCGGAGAAAGGAGGUGAUCGAGAAAGUGAAGGAUGCAUUCGAGACUUGGGGUUUCUUCCAGAUUGUGAAUCAUGGAAUUCCUGAUAGCAUGUUGGAGGAGAUGAAAAAAGGUGUUUUAGGGUUUUUUGAGCAGGAUAGUGAGGUGAAGAAACAGUGGUACACUAGGGAUCGUAGCGGGAAGCGUAAGUUCGUGCACCACAGCAACUUUGACUUGUACACUGCAGCGGUGACUAACUGGCGAGACUCUUUCUUUUGCACAAUGGCUCCUGAUACUCCUCAACCAGACGAGUUGCCAUCGCCUUGCAGGUAUGCUUUUCAAUCUAUUUCAGUGAAAAAGAUGGUGUCGUGA
Molecule: messenger RNA, 579 nt
Organism: Lactuca saligna
Lineage: Eukaryota; Viridiplantae; Streptophyta; Magnoliopsida; Asterales; Asteraceae
Source: the annotation of a GenBank genome assembly